AUGGAGAGACCAUCCUGUACGCGGCAGGAAAUUACACCGCUGCAUGUACCAUGGCUUGAGCAUGAGAAUUUUAAUAUGACAAAAAUGGUCUGUAGUACUACCAAUGGUCUUGUCACUAGCAGUAAAAAUUCACUCAUUCGAGUUGUACAGGAACUUAAGCGAGGACGUAUACAUGUGGAUAAACAGCUGUCUCGAUUAGAGACUCAAUUAUUGUCCAUUUCCGACUAUCUCGAUGGCAAAAAGUCUACAAUGUUUCCACCUCAUUUAAUUACGUAUGUCGACAAUACGCCUAUGGACAUUACAAUUCCAUUGACAACUGGUGUACGAAGACAUUGCGGUACUGUCACGGACGCAGUUGUUGAAAAGUUUCAUGUUAUGAUCAAGAAAGAAUCAGCACUUCUGACACCUGCAAUGGUAGAAGAAGACCUGAAUUCGGAUACACCAUGUACGACGACUGGACUGUGGAAAUAUUUGAAUGCAUACUCGUUCUUCAAGACGAUCACACCGGACGACAUGGACAAAGCCUUGCUGCUUGAAGACUCGAAUGCGUUUUGUGAAGAUUUGGAAUCAUGCGGAAAUGAAAAAGAUGGGAUCACAACGGGUCUAGACUUUCAGCAGCUGCAGGAUAAUUUUAGUUUGAGCAGGUUCACUUCGCAUGAUCUAGACGAUUUUUUCAUGGAGAGACUUGUAGCCUCGCUGUGUGCAGUAGAUACACAUGCAGUGGUGAAAGAGAAUGACGAAAGUAUAUUUUGUCAGCCAGAUGAUGAAGACAAACACUCGAAUGAUACAACCGAAACCACAACAGACAUGGAAACAAGCGAUCCUUUGUGCUCAAUUAAUGUGCAAUCGUGGAAUUCUAUGGGUCUUACACGAGUCCUCCGCAACAUCGGUUUAGUUGAGGGAAACGAUCAGGAAGUUGUUCGAGUCGGUCUGUCCAGUCCGAUGGACGAUGGGGUAUCGCAGGAAAUCCGCUCAUUGAAGCGUCAACUUCAAACCUGCGUACGCGAGACGAAUGAAACAAAGCGGAAACUGCGAAAAAUCAUGGCUGAGACAAAGCCAUGGCUUUCAAUGGAGAAAGAGGAGGAAAAGGCCACGCUAGAGCAGUAUUUUAUUAUGUGGCAAACGAAAAAGGAGCUUGCACGGAAAAAGAAACAACGGGAGAAGAAGCUCCAGCGGCGGCAAGCUUUACGCCUUGGUGGUGGUGGCAGCGGCAAACCUCUGGCCGAUGACAUUUCGUCAAGCAACGAUAGAGACCUCGGUUUUGUGCAGAAUUGGCCCAGACCCAACAGAUGUAGGGAGUGA
Molecule: messenger RNA, 1302 nt
Organism: Peronospora belbahrii
Lineage: Eukaryota; Oomycota; Peronosporomycetes; Peronosporales; Peronosporaceae
Source: the annotation of a GenBank genome assembly